Messenger RNA from Tribolium madens (black flour beetle), 2024 nucleotides. Its product is annotated as putative leucine-rich repeat-containing protein DDB_G0290503. The record is from RefSeq and is a predicted model, not a curated record. NCBI's taxonomy places the organism in Eukaryota, Metazoa, Arthropoda, Insecta, Coleoptera, Tenebrionidae. Bases 238 to 1947 code for a protein of 569 amino acids. The transcript is spliced from 2 exons.
CGGGUUAGGGAAAGCGAGAUUUGAAUUUCCCGCGUGAGAGAAUACAUAAUUUGUGGUUUUGGUGUGUGUGAGACAUUCCUGAAGGCGGUUUUUAUGGGCAUCGAAACGAGUUUUAUUAGAACUAAUACCGAUUUCAAGGUUGGAGAGUGAGAGAUUGGAAUUCGAUGAAAAUUUCGACAAUGUUGGUGGAGUAAUACUCGAAAAUAAAGAGAAUGCAAUUCUAAGCUAGUUUUCUAGAUGGCGUCCAGCGAGGCCCAAAUCGCGUCCAUCCGCUCCGAACUCGAAAUCGUCCAAAAAGCCCUCAAACUCCAAACCAAACGCUGCCGCCAACUGGUCACCGAAUACACCCUCCAACUCCAACAAAAAGACCUCCAAUACCAAAACGAAAAGGCCCUUCGAGACAACCAACUCGCCAAAGUCCUCCGCGCCCUCAUCAUCUUCGAAUCCCGCCUGAAACAAGAACAGAAAUUCAUCAGCCACCAACUGAAAGAAAAGGACUACAUCAUCCACAAACAAAGCACUGAAAUCAAAAAACUCCUCGCGAAUCAAUACUGCAAAAACUGCAAUCAGUACUACAGCAGCGCAAGUCCAAAUCUGGAGAGUUUGGACAGCAGUUCCGAAUAUGUGGACUCGAGUAGCGACCUCUACGCGUCCAUCUCCACCGACGAGGCGAAAGGCGAGCUGAAACUGAAAAUGUUUCAGCACCGGACGAGUUUCUUUGAGGUGCUAAAUGACAAUUUGAGUGAUUUGAGUGGCGACGAGGAGAAGAAAACAAAAAUUAGUGAGUCAAUUCCGGUUUUUGAGGGUGAGGAAACCAAUAAUAAUUGGUAUGCGAGUGCUAGUGAUCCGGAUGAUGAUGAACAAAGGGACUUAUACCGGAAUAAUCCGGUCUUGGAAUGCAUGAAUCAAAUUCUACUACAAAAUAUCAAUUCACCUCCAAAAACGCCAAACACCGAACGAAAAUCACUCAAAAAAGUCAAAUUUGAGGAUGAGGAAACGAAAAGUGUGACUUUAACUAAAGAAAAUGUCGAGUAUUACGAAACCCCAAUUCAGAAAAUCCCCAAUUUUUACGAAACCCCUCAAAGUGUCUAUAGCAACGAUUAUGAGCAGAUUUUGAGUAAAUCGGAGAGUUUCCCCAAAAAGAAGCCUCCUCCUCCAGCCCUCCCUCCCAAACCCGCCAACUUGACACUCAAAUUCAAACCUCAAAAGAGUGAAAGUGCGGAGUCGGAGCCCGACUAUUGCUCCAUUUCCGAACUCAAUCUCCCCCCUGUGGGGAGGAGGAUCGCCGUCGUGGCCGAAAUCAACCCCCCCAACUCCCAGGACGUCAUCACAAAGAGCAAAAAGCACGACGAAAAUCUCGUGAAAAAAUGCGUGGAAAAAAUAAAUAUGCAACUCGCGAGUAUCCCCAAACUCCCCCAAGUGUCCGAAAUCCUCAUCCCCGACGAGGAGGAGAAACAAGAGAGGAUCAGUCACGAUAACUAUGUUAAAAAUAAUUCGCAAAUUUUGAAAAAUAAAAAAUUUGAGUCUCCUCGACGUUCCAUUGUCAUGGGGACGUCAGUUUCGAGUCUCAUUUCCGGUUUUAAUAAUCAAACUUUGUCGGAAAUUCGACGACAAUUUGAGGAGGAGGAGGAGAAAAAACCGGAUUUUGAUUUGAGUCAGAAUUUUGAGGAGUUCAAACUCGACGAGUGUGAGAUUGAGGAGUACAAUGUGGACGAGGCGAAAUCCGAGGAUUUGGACGCGAGUUCAGUUGAAUUGAAGACUCAACCGACGUAUGAACACUUCUUGGAGUGCACGGGGCUGAGCUCCAAGGCCAUUUUAACCCCCUCGAGACUCCUCAGUAACCACAAAAGUAUGCUAAAACCGAAAGAUAUCAAAUUGAGGUCCAAGGUCAAGGCGAAUUUGUACACUACGAGUACUAUUAAAUACUGGUCAGAGCCCUAUAUUUAGUUUAACUGUAUUUUACCAAUAUUUAUCAGCUUAUCUAUUGUAAAUUAAUUGUUUUCAAUAAAAUUAUUUAUUUCAAA